AAUGAUGAUCUUGCCAUCAAACUCGAGCCUCUUGUCAACAACUCAUCUUCUUUGGAGCAUGAAUAUUGCAUUUUGAAGCAACUUGAAGGUGGAGCUGGGAUCCUGCAUGUUGAGUGGUUUGGUAGAGAGGCAACAUUUGACACCCUUGUCCUCGACCUCCUCGGACCAUCUUUACAUGAUCUCUUCCUUGCGCAAAAUCGAAAAUUCACCCUUCAUACCAUCCUGAAUAUUGGAGACCAAUUGGUAAGUUGGUUUAUGGUGGGUCCUGGCAUUGGCAGAUGCUAA
This is a messenger RNA of Suillus subaureus, 285 nucleotides long. RefSeq lists its product as uncharacterized. The annotation marks the transcript as partial. NCBI's taxonomy places the organism in Eukaryota, Fungi, Basidiomycota, Agaricomycetes, Boletales, Suillaceae. The record is from RefSeq and is a predicted model, not a curated record. The transcript has a single exon.